This is a messenger RNA of Rhopilema esculentum, 3040 nucleotides long. RefSeq lists its product as uncharacterized. Gene Ontology annotation, biological process: transmembrane transport; monoatomic cation transport. The record is from RefSeq and is a predicted model, not a curated record. Gene Ontology annotation, molecular function: monoatomic cation transmembrane transporter activity. Gene Ontology annotation, cellular component: membrane. NCBI's taxonomy places the organism in Eukaryota, Metazoa, Cnidaria, Scyphozoa, Rhizostomeae, Rhizostomatidae.
AGGCUAAGGGGGGUUGGCUCUAAAAGGGCAUGCAGCUGUUUCGGCGCUAAAUUCAAUUCAAUCACGAUAAUGCAAUUCAAUUGUUGUUGUUGGAUGCUGCAAAUGCAGUUUUCUUCGCACGAUGUACGCAAAGAUGCUGGAAAUUCACUGCAGUAACUCCAUGCAGGUUGAAUUUUAAAGUUAGCAGAUGCUUAGCUGCUGUAAAAAAGCAUAAAUUUGAGUUUGGUUUGGUCACAGAAGACAAAGAACAUGGAGAAUGGCGUUGCUCUGUCCAAUCAAGUCCCAGAAAGCUAUAGAGACAGUCCUAGUUUUGACGAUGUAAACCUAAGCAAUGAUAGCACACCAAAAUAUACUGGAAAAUACAACUUUUGUAUGGACUCGGAAUAUUUGCUGAAUGCUCAUGCUGAUGCCUUAGCCAAAUGCAAGGAUAGUGAAUUGCCAAGAAAUGUGAGGUCAUAUUACAAAGGUCAAAAGCGUUUGAUCGAAUCAUUUAUGAACAACAACGAUGAAAUAGACGCAAGAUCAUUGCUAAAAGACGUUGCGUUAGCUGGACAGAUUUCAUUUUUCGCAAAUCUUCUCUUAAUCACAGCGAAGGCAGUAGCAGUGGGCCUGUCCGGAUCCCUCGCAAUAGUAUCAAGUUUAGUGGACAGUGCAGUUGAUUUGGUGUCCGGUUUUAUUAUUUGGUAUACCAGCAGGGCGAUGCGAAAAACUGACAUAUAUCAUUACCCAAUAGGUAGAACGCGCCUUGAACCUGUUGCCAUAGUAAUACUAUCGUGCAUUAUGGCGAGUGCAUCUGUCGUCAUGAUUCGUGAAUCGAUAGAAGGAAUUAUCAGCAAGAAUGUAUCUCCAGAUUUGUCCGCCGUGUCCAUUAUCCUUGUUGCAGUUACAAUUGUUACCAAACUAGCAUUGUACAUCUACUGUCGACGGUAUGAUACACCGUCGACACAAGCAUUAGCAACAGACCACAUCAAUGACACCGUCUCUAAUUCUUUUGCACUCUUAUUUGGAGCACUGGGAACAUAUGUCUGGUUGUAUGCAGACCCGAUUGGCGCAAUUUUGAUUAGUGUUUAUAUAUUUGUUAAUUGGUGGAAAACAGGAGCUCAGCAAAUCAAGAACUUGACGGGUAAAACUGCGCCUUCGCAUAUACUGCAGCGGAUCACAUGGAUCGCAGUGACGCAUGAUGAUCGAAUUGAGAAGAUAGAGACAGUCAGAGCAUUUAGAACUGGGAAUAGAUACCUCGCAGAGGUUGAUAUCGUUUUACCAGAAGAAAUGACGCUACGGACAGCUCAUAAUAUUGGUGAAACCUUACAGCGUAAAAUCGAACAACUUGAUCAAGUAGAGAGGGCCUUCGUGCACGUGGACUAUGAGUUCGGCCACGCAGCAUCAGAUGAACACAAAUAUGUAACUGCGUAGCAAUAUUGGAGAAGUGUUUUAGAUUUAAAGCUGUUGUAAAAUUAGUAGAUUUUCUAGCGUUGAAAACUCAAUUUUUGUACAAAAGCAGAGCAUAUUUUAAGGAUUUCUUUAUUGUGGGGUACAACCUCCAAGGGGGCCCACCCCAUGUGCAUUUUUCUAUAGACAGUGGGCCCAAGGGUGCAAAGUCAAAUGCUGGAAAGUAGUUGGCCAGAACGCAACUCGAUGUUUUCAAUUUUCAGUAUAGAGAAUCAUUAGGCCCUAAUUGUCACCAGACAGUAUGUGAAAGAAGCUCUUCAAGAAGCUUUUUCACGUUACCCUACUCUAGUGAAAAGCGUAUAAACCUUUCACUUUGACGUGUCUUUUUGCAUGUAUACACUCUUUUUAUAAGAACAAUUUUAUAAGAACACGAGCCUCAAAACUGGUCUAAAGUUAAGAACAAAUUAAGAACAAGCUGAGGCUGAGCUUCUGCAAAAUGCAAUUUUGAACAACGUUUUUUCUCAAAAUCGAGGAUUUUUAGCGAUGUAUGGGUGCUUUUUCGGUGGAUAUUCAAAUUUGUCAGCAAAUUAAGGCUGUCUCACAUACUUUGUUGGCAAAUGAGGCCUGAACACCUCCUUAGAGCGAAAAAGUUAGCAAUAGCACUGCUUACACACUCUUAAUUUAAGAACAAAUUAAGAAAAAUCCAGCCUCAGAUUUUCGAAAAAGUUAAGAACAGUCAGCAUGAACUUAAAUUGACUGGUUCUUAUAAAAAAGACUGUAUGCAAGGCCGCCAUGUCCCUCUGGCCUGCUUCUUUGUAUCCCUGUUUUGCAUUUAAAACUAUCUCUCUCUUAUCGGACAUUCCACUUUGACAUGUCUGUCUAUCAGUAGAAGGCGUGGCUAGUACAAUUUUCUCAAGCGUCUGAAGCCCCUUUUUUCAUUUAAAUGUGAAAUGAUAAAUUAUCCUUAAAAUUGGGCAUUUCUGUUAUUCCAAAGAAGCUACAUAAGCCUGGUCUCGCCCCACCCCCAGAUACAAUUACCUCUGGAUGCAGGAAACUAUAAUUGUAAUAUUCAUUAAAGAUUAACAGUUCCUUCUUAUUUCUUUAUAUUUAAAUUUAUUCAUGAUAUUUAUAUGAUAAAUUUUGAAAUCUCACGAUUAUUCUGUCAAAUCGUAUUUAUGACACCUAUAAUUUUUGUAUCUAAUUUAUCGUCAAUAUUAAUUUUAUUGGAUCUUAAAAAGUUAAAUAUGAUUGUAAAUAAUAAAACUUCAAAAGUAUAAGAAAUAAAACAUGUAUUUUCAUUGUAUUAAAUGGAUCAUUGUCAGGGAAGAAUUUUGGGGUUUGAGUCUAUAUAUUAUAAAAUAAAAUCAAUUUUUGUUGAAGAUUUGUGGAAAAUACUGAUUCUUUAUCAACGUCGCCUUCAAACCUGUUAUACUAACCCCCGUCGUUUGACACCCAGACAGUACAGUGCAUGGGGGCUCAACCCGAUAAUUGCCUUGCUUAACUUUAAAGAAUUUUGUUUUGCGGGGAGUAAAAGAUAGGGUUGAUAAGAUAGAUGUUUGUGUCUAGAAAGUAUCAAUUUGACAUUUGUCAUUUUAGAAAACUGUAACACUGAAAAAGAAAUAAUUACAAAACAGGAUGUUAACUCUGAGCC